Messenger RNA from Phycomyces blakesleeanus NRRL 1555(-), 2040 nucleotides. RefSeq lists its product as hypothetical. Lineage: Eukaryota; Fungi; Mucoromycota; Mucoromycetes; Mucorales; Phycomycetaceae. The coding region runs from base 1 to 2040 and encodes 679 amino acids. The transcript is spliced from 7 exons. The record is from RefSeq and is a predicted model, not a curated record.
AUGUACUUUCACCCUUUUUUAGAUCAUCGGGUAGUCGAUUCGCACCCUGCAAAACCACAUCGUGGAUACCAAGCAACCCUUUCCAAAGUAAAAGCCGCCCAGAACUGGAAACGCAUUGGUCCUUUUCGCCACCAAAUUGACUUUAAGCAUAACCAUCGCCCAGACAAUAUACCCUCAAAACCCCAGAUAGUCCCACGUUAUAUCUACGACAAAGCCGCCUUUAAGCUAAAAGCACGAGGCCUGAAAAACAUCAUCACAAACUUUUCUUCUGAUCCACAUGUAACCGUACCAGCUGCACCAAUUGUACCGGUCGUACCAGCUGUGCCUAUUUUACCUGAUGUGCUUUCUGUAACUAUGGUACCUUCUGUAGCUACUGUACCUAUUACCUUACGAAAGCAGUGCCUUCGAUACCCAGAUACCCCGCAACUCUCUUCUAAUAACUCAUCUACAUCUCUCGUAACCUGUUCAGAAGCUACGAUAUCUGUAGAGACACGAGACGUGUAUGUCCAGACAUUGUCUCAAUCUGACGUCCAAAGCAUUGUAUCUAUUCAGACUGGCCUUGCUUCUUCUUUUGUGUCCAUGUCGAUCCAUGAGUCAGAUGAAGAAUCUUCUUUUGAAUCUUCGUCUAUUUUGUACACCGACAGCGACACCAACAGCAACAACAGCACACCUUUCCAAUCAACCGCAUCUUUUCAAAAACAGACUUUACCUACCUUGGAAAAGACCCGGACAGCAUGGACUAAACCUAGUCAAUAUCAGGGCUACUUAAAGCCAAAGCAAUCGAUUAAGCGAAUCGGAAAAAUGGCCUGGAAAGUCGUUUCGCAGGCCACUCGGCAGCUCUUUGAGAGAUCAUUUGAACCCUCGCGCCGGUUGUCAUUUUCGCCUGGAUCUACCUAUGAUGAUCUUGAUGAAUAUGACGAUGAAUAUGAAGCUGGCAGUUAUGACGCUGAUCCAGAACAAAGUUUGGACGUUACUUCGGUUGAACUACAAAGAUGGUAUCUAGAUAAAGCUAUAAGAGAAGAAGGUCGAAUAGAAAGACGGUUUUCACCUUUGGAUUAUUCUCCAGUCACAAAGCCGGUCUGGAACGGAACUCUUCAUUGUAAAGUGCUCCAAGUAACAAAUCUUGGAUCUGCUAAAGGCCUUAAAUACGAACUUCAAAUACGCUGUCAUGGUAUUUCAAAGGUUACAAGGCCAGGGAUCAUGAAAAAAGUAGCAAAAGGCAUAAGUGCAGCAAGUCCACUUGAAUUAUUUUCAUUGCAAGUACCCAAAAGCUAUAUAACUCGUCCCAGAAAUUCGGCCACUCGCUUAAUAAGCUAUGGUGUAUCAAAAGCAAAGAAACUGCUGUAUCGUAGGAUCCGUUUGCUUCGGGAAGACUCUGAUGAUUCUCUGGGUGAUGAGGCGUGUGAAACUACUCAGUGGAUUGGGUACAAACGUAUUGAUUUGAAUGAGAAUAUGGAUAGAGAAGUCUCUAGUAGACACCUUUAUUCCUUGGCUAGUCCUUUUGAAGCAGCUCAAGUGUGGCAACCUGAAAUUGCUGUUGUGUACCGAUUUCAGCCAACCCAACCGAUAUCUGAGUUUAGCUAUCCAAAUGGGCCAGGUACAGGAACUGAUGAAUACUUGAAUAUAACGAAUGCCUUGAAUCAUUGUAAUCGUGGCGACUAUCUUACUAUAUAUCAACAAGGUCCUGGAUGUCCUUUGUGGAUUAGAUAUUGGGCUAGGCUUGAUAAAUAUAACAUUGUACUUUAUAGACUCUCUAAUGAGCAUAAAAACCCGGCUAGUCUUAUUUCACUCAAAGAUCUAUGCUUUGUCUCAACACCUCUGGAAGACGAAGAGCAGAUUUUCCUUGGCAGACCUCUUGGGCUUGUUCUAGACUUUGACAACGAUCACACAGGGAGUUAUAUAUCUGCAGACCUUGAAGAGGGCAAUAGGAUAGGAAGACAAGAAUACAUUUUGAUGGAUAGCUUGACAAAUGCGGAUUAUUGGUACCGGGCAUUAUUGUAUUGUGCAAAUUCGUUUCAAAAACAAAGGAGAGCUGUCUAG